Elaeis guineensis (African oil palm) is the source of this 2671-nucleotide messenger RNA. The record is from RefSeq and is a predicted model, not a curated record. Lineage: Eukaryota; Viridiplantae; Streptophyta; Magnoliopsida; Arecales; Arecaceae.
AAUAUAUAAGGGGGAAGCAGCAUCGUUAACCGUAACGUCCUCACUCCGCUCUCUUCUUCUUCCAUUUCUCCUCGGUCCCCGGAUGGCGGAGCUCUCGGAGACGUACGCGUGCGCGCCCUCGACGGAGCGCGGCCGCGGGAUCCUGAUCUCCGGCGACCCAAAGACCAACUCCAUCGUCUACACCAACGGACGGUCGGUGAUCAUCCGCCGCCUCGACGCCCCCCUGGAGGCGUCCAUCUACGGUGAGCACGCCUACCAGGCCACUGUCGCCCGCUUCUCCCCUAACGGCGAGUGGGUCGCCUCCGCCGACGUCUCCGGCACCGUCCGGAUCUGGGGCCGUCACGGCGACCGCGUCCUCAAGAACGAGUUCCGCGUCCUCUCAGGCCGCAUCGACGACCUCCAGUGGUCCCCCGACGGCCUCCGGAUCGUCGCCUCCGGGGACGGCAAGGGAAAGUCCUUCGUCCGCGCUUUCAUGUGGGAUUCAGGCACCAAUGUUGGGGAAUUUGAUGGACACUCGAGGAGGGUAUUGAGUUGUGCAUUUAAGCCAACCAGACCAUUCCGCAUUGUCACUUGUGGAGAAGAUUUCCUGGUUAAUUUCUAUGAAGGGCCACCAUUUAAAUUCAAGCUCUCUCAAAGGGAACACUCAAACUUUGUUAAUUGUGUACGGUUUUCUCCUGAUGGAACUAAGUUUAUUAGUGUCAGCUCAGAUAAGAAGGGUAUAAUAUAUGAUGGAAAGACAGGAGAAAAGAUUGGAGAGUUGUCCAUGGAGGAUGGCCACAAAGGAAGCAUAUAUGCUGUUAGCUGGAGCACUGAUAGUAAACAAGUCCUGACAGUUUCUGCUGACAAAACUGCCAAAAUAUGGGAGAUUAUGGAGGAUGGAAACGGGAAAGUGAAAAGAACAUUGGCUUCUCCUGGCUCAGGUGGAUUGGAUGACAUGCUUGUUGGUUGCCUGUGGCAGAAUGACCAUCUUGUCACAGUUUCUCUUGGUGGUAUGAUAAACAUAUAUUCAGCAAGUCAUCCAGAUAAAACGCCAAUUUCAUUUUCUGGACAUAUGAAGAGCAUCACUGCUUUAGCUUGUACUCUUCAAAGUGGUGAGAAAGUAAUCUUGUCCAGCAGCUAUGAUGGUGUUAUUAUACGAUGGAUACAGAGCAUUGGAUAUGGUGGUAGGUUGGUGAGAAAGGAUAAUACUCAAAUUAAAUGUUUUGCUGCAGUUGAAGAAGAGCUUGUUACAGCGGGUUUUGACAAUAAGGUCUGGAGGAUUCCUCUAAACGGAGACCAAUGUGGCAAUGCAGAACCAGUUGAUGUCGGCUCUCAGCCGAAGGAUUUAAACCUUGCAGUUCAGAUCCCUGCACUUGCUUUGGUUUCUACUGAUUCAGAAGUUAUCAUGCUGCGGGGUUUACAAGUAGUUUCAACCAUUAAACUUGGGUAUGGUGCAACAGCAUCAACAAUUUCCCCUAAUGGAAGUGAGGCCAUUGUUGGUGGUCAAGAUGGAAAACUGCAUAUUUAUAGCAUCGAUGGAGACAGUCUUAAGGAAGAAGCAGUUCUUGACAAACACCGAGGUAGUAUUACUGUAAUACGUUACUCUCCAGAUGCUUCCAUGUUUGCUUCAGCAGAUGCUAACCGAGAAGCUGUGGUAUGGGAUUGUGUAUCUCGAGAGGUGAAGCUAAAGAACAUGUUGUACCACACUGCCCGCAUAAACUGCCUGGCAUGGUCUCCCGAUAGCCGUUUGAUUGCUACUGGCUCACUAGACACUUGUGUGAUCAUAUAUGAAGUGGAUAAGCCUGCAUCAAGCCGAAUAACAAUCAAAGGAGCCCACCUUGGAGGAGUGUAUGGAUUAACUUUCAGUGAUGAAAACAGUGUGGUGAGUGCAGGGGAGGAUGCAUGUGUCCGUGUGUGGAGACUGGUGCAGUAGUGAAACACUUUAGCAUGACCUGGUGUGGCUUUAUCAACGAGUAAGCAGUUUGCUUUGCAGUUUCUUGUCAUCGGUUUUGCUUGUUACAAUGUCUGAUCACUUGUAUUAAUGAAGGGGUUAAAUAUGUCAGAGGGCUACAUCUCAUGGUAAUGUUCAUUGAUGGUUAGAUGGAGCUAGGGUUUCUCUCAUGCCUGGAUUACUGGUGUGCUAGCAGGGUUGCCAUUUCUGAAAGACUAGCUUGUUCCAUGUUUACAUAAGGCCAUUAUUGCUCUAUCAAAACCCAUGGAUUUUGACAUCCAAGGCAGCGAGCUUGAGGUGCAUCUUGACGAGAUGUGAUGGUUUGUAAAAUCUGUUCGUGGUGUUGUUGCUGUUUUUUGUCUUUUGUUUUUUUUUUUUUAAAUCUUUGAUCACUAUCGGCUGUCUUAACCAUUGGUCUCUGUGUUUGUGUGUCUGUGUUAAAGUGCACGUGUCUCUGGAAUUUGCCGUGAAAUCUGUUCAUCUUUGAAGGCCGGAAGAACCUUCAGUGUGGGAAUUGCAGCAGCUGCUUUUCUGUGCUUUCUUGCCAAAACCAAUGGCAUGAAAUAAAGCCAUCUAGUUUUUUAUAGAAACAUGAGUUAAGAUUGUUUAGUAUGGCUUUGUUUUGCAUUGAUAUAGGCAGCAGAGCUUUCAUCUAUGGAGCUUUUAACAAUAAAGCUUUUGAUAAAAAAUUAUUUAUUAUUUGAUAAUUAUAUUUGUGUAGUGCAGUAGAACUUGAAUAAA